GGGUGGAACAUAAUUUUACGGUAAAAAUUACAGUAUCACCGACAAAAACAACAACAACAAUACACAAUAUAAUCAAAAGUAGCAUUGUGUGAAUAAUAAAGAAUAAAUACAUAAAGUGUUAGAUUGUUUACUAAAGUGAAGUAUGGCUUAUGCCCCACCAUAUCCCUAUGAUCGACCAGGCGAUUGGCCCCCACCACCACCUGUGAAUCGACCUUACGCAGAAGAUUGGGCUCCACCACCUCCACCUCCCACAGAACGACCUUACCCAGGAGAUUGGGCUCCGCCACCACCCUUGAAGCAUCCCUACCCAGAGGAUUGGGUUCCGCCACCUCCACCACCAUUGAAGAGACCAUACCCAGAGGAUUGGGCCCCUCCUAGGCCAGAGUAUGAGCCAAGAUCUGUUGGAACAGACAAUUUCUCAGAACCUGGAUCUCCAUGGGGCCCCAGCUACUCAAAGUACAGAAACUAUGAUUGGAAAGAUCCAGACAGCAAUACGAGGGAUUAUAGAGAUUGGGGAAGUCCAGGCUACUCUGAAAAUUCAGGUUACCGUGACAACAAUACUGGUAGUGACAGUGCCGGAGUUGAUUUCACGGAUGAUUACACAGCUUUUUAUGGCAAUGAAGCCCAGAUUCAAAAUGAAAAUGGCAACAAUGCAUGGUUGGGAGAGGGAGAGUUUCAAAUGGAUGAGUCACAAGGUGCUAUGCAAAACAGAGGUCAAGGUCAUCAAAAUAGGGGCAGAUGGAAUAGAGGUAGAGGGAAUCAGGGACGAGGCCAAAGGAAUCUAAACAGAGGUCAGUUUAAUCAAAAUAGAGGCCAAGGGAACUCAGACAGAGGUCAAUUUUAUCAGAAUAGAGGACAAGGAAACCCAAACAGAGGUCGGGGUAAUCAGUAUAGAGGCCAAGGUCAGCAGGCCAGGGGUCGAGGAAAUCAGAAUAGAGGUGGAUAUGAACAAUAUCGUGGAGGAGACAGAGGUGGAGACAGAGGACAGUUUAGGGGAAGAGGGAGAGGUGUGCAAAGAGGAAUGCCACCAGAUCAGCGAGGUCGAGGUAGGGGAAGUAACAAAGCAGCUGCUGGUCCCACCCCCGCUAAAGCAGCAAAACCAGAUAUUCCUGAUAUCGAGAAUAUGUCUACAAAAGAAAAGAUACACAGACUGUGUGAAUAUAUGAAGAAACCUGAAAGUGUCCGGGAUAAUAUUGUACAGACUAUCAUGAAUGGUAUCGCAGGUUUAAAACUUGGUCUGAAGCCUGAUUAUGACUUUAAAGACCUUGCUAAAGCUAGAGAGAAGGCAAUGUAUACAGGUGUUCUGAUGGUGGACGAUGUGUUCAUUGCACGUGCAGUCAGGCCAAGCAAAAAAGAAUUAAAGCAGGAAGUGUUUCAGAAAGCAUUCAAAGUGUUGUCCACAAAGACUGUAGAUGAGGUAUAUAAUCUGGUGGAUCCCGGCGCAGAUGCUAUAAGGGAAGAAUUGGACCGGCAAAUGAAAAAAGCAGAGGAAGAGAAGAAGAUUAAAGAUGACAUAGCAAAUAAAGAAGCCUAUAACCUGGUGUGUGGGGAAACAGAGUCUGUUCUGACUCAGCUUAUCCAAGCUAUAACAAAUAUGAAAAGAUUGCCGGACAAUCCUAUCUGUAUCCUUGAACAAGCAUCAACGCAGGCACAUAUACUUAUCAAGCAUGAGUACCAAGUUGACGUAACAAGAAUGGAGAAUGGUCUUCUCUACUGUAGAGGGAAAGUCAGUGUCGGACCCUUAGUGAUUGGUCGAGGUAGAGGAAUAAGUAAAAAGAAAUGUAAAGCUGAAACAUACCAAAAUGCACUGCAACGCCUGAAAACAUUGCCCAUUUCAGAAUUGAUGGAAUCUGUACCGGAGGAACCUGUACCUGAUAUUUGUUUGACAGACGAAUCUAAAACCUGUCUGUCAUUAGAGGAAAGGUUUUCGGCAUUCAUUCAGUGUUUGGGAGAAAUGGCUUUCAAGGAUAGUAACAUGAUGCAGAUAGACGUAGCAGCUAUACAGAAUGGGAUCAUACCAAUGCUCAUAUUUAGACCAGAUACAACUACAGAAGGAAAGAGCCGUAACAUGAUAUGUGAAUUUUAUCUGGAGAAAGUGUUAAUUGCUUCAUGUGAGGGAACAUGGAGACGUGACUGUAUGGGUAGAGUUUAUGCACAGGCUUUGGAGACCUUGACAUCAACAAGUGUGGAAGUACUCCUUACAAAACAUAAACGCAUCACAGACGAGGAAGUCAAAGAUCCAACAUUACUUGAUGUUGUUAUAAAAGGAACAGGAAAAACAAUAGAGUCAAACGCGCCUGGCCUGAGACGACUCGGGUAUCACUUAAAUGAGAUUGAGGGCAACAAGGUGGAAGAUCUCGUUAUCAUUGAGCAUGGUGGCUGGUCCAGAGAUCGCAUACGUAAUGCAUUCUGUAUACUUCAGUUCAGUUGUAAUCAGAAUGGUAUGCUGCUACAAUGGGAAACAAAUACCAUAGAGAGAAACUACAGGUGUAUAAUGUCAGUACAGAAACAAGUACUAGGACAGAGUUUUGGGCCUAGAAAAACCAAUGCACGAUAUCUCGCAGCAACUGAUGUCCUACUCAAGCUGUACGAAACUCAGGAUGUGAUCAGGAUAGCUGCUAGAAGCGAGGAUGAAAAUGACUGGAUUCCUUGGGAGUCCAUAACAGCUGAGGCUGAAAAACUGAAAGAUGAGAAUGUUCUAGAAGAACCUCCUAUCAUCGAACCUGAUGAGUUUGGAAAUCCUCCUCCAGAUUAUUUUUUGAUGGAAGUACUUAGACGUAAAGUUGAUGAUUUCGUAGGGAACAAAGAUGAAGAUGAACUUAUAAUUGGGCCAGGGUCUGCUAUGGCUGAAAGACAUGCCAUUAGGGACUAUGCAGCAGACUUCAAUUUAAGGUGUGACUUAAUGCAGUUUAAGGGUGAGCCAUAUAUGUUGUUUUAUGAAAAAAAAAGCUGGAGGGAACUUGUCAAUAUUCUGAAAGGAAGGGAUAGGCCAUAUGGAAAAUUUGUUCUUGUAAACAAAGAAACAUUGCCGAAGUAUGAGGAAAUGAACAAAAUCAUUAAAGAUUUAUCCAAAAAUGAGGUAGAGACCAGUGCAGAUUCUGAGGUCACAAAGCUAGAUUCCAUAGGAAAUGAUGAAGAACUUGGAGAUUCAGUUUGACCAAUAGAAAGAAGGAGUAAAUUUCUGAUGACGGGACACGAUUCUUUUUUACUCAGAGGAAAUAAAAGUAAAACAUCUGAUGAUUGUAAAGAAUUAAGGAAUUUGUAAUUCUUUUUGACUGAGAGGAAGUAUUUAGGAUAAGAUAUGGCUAAGGAUUUUUUUAUAACGGGGAAUUUAUGUGUUUAGCUCACUAUGUUCUUCAAAACUGAUUUAGAUAGUGAAUGUGACUUAAGAACAAGAACUUAUUUAAUUUACAUAAAUGACGGAAAAAAAAACUGCAACAGGAUAGUGUUCUUUUUCACAAUAUUUUUUUUAGAGGAAUAUAUUUUGUAAAAAGGAAUAUUUUACUUGUAAAAAGAUGACAUAUUUUAGCAGUUUACAAGCUACUGUUCAAUCAUAUUAUAUAACUGAUUAAGUCACAGUCAUUCAGGAUAAAUUGCCAUUACACUUACUCAAAGAAUAGGUGGAACAAGAAAUGAUAGAUUUAUGUUGUAUGUGAAUGUGAAAAUAAAUUGUAUAGAUGA
Messenger RNA from Mercenaria mercenaria, 3681 nucleotides. RefSeq lists its product as uncharacterized. NCBI's taxonomy places the organism in Eukaryota, Metazoa, Mollusca, Bivalvia, Venerida, Veneridae. The transcript has 13 exons. The record is from RefSeq and is a predicted model, not a curated record. The coding region runs from base 143 to 3157 and encodes 1004 amino acids.